This is a messenger RNA of Phytophthora infestans T30-4, 4857 nucleotides long. RefSeq lists its product as uncharacterized. The transcript has 2 exons. NCBI's taxonomy places the organism in Eukaryota, Oomycota, Peronosporomycetes, Peronosporales, Peronosporaceae. Gene Ontology annotation, molecular function: protein binding. Bases 1 to 4857 code for a protein of 1618 amino acids. The record is from RefSeq and is a predicted model, not a curated record.
AUGGGGUUCCUAUUAUUUACCUGGAUCGUGCGGCUUCUUCUCUCUAGUUUCACACCCGCGCAGUCUUUUGUGGUGUCGGAGGUUAAUUGCUCUAUCGCGGACGAGGCUCAGAAUGCAUCGGUGACGUUAAAUUGGAAGUUAUUUGAUGGCGACGUCGCCUACACGAGAAUUUCUCACUCCAGCGAAGCUCUACUAGGCGCUACUUCUUCUGUAUCUGACCGCCUCUUGAUUCUCGGUGGUAUUGAAUACGAAUCCGCUCAACCUGUGGUCGACAGCCCAGUAUUAGUCUACAACACAGCGUCAAAUAUGUUCCUCAAGCCGCAGGACCAAAUCCUCUCAGCCGUGUCUGCAGCGUAUCAACCGUCUUCGAUUGAGACUGUGUUCACGUCCCCAGCGAGUCGAGCUGAACACGCUUCGUUCAUUGACCAGGACGGAGCUGUGUUUGUCUUCGGUGGGCGAAGUCGAGAUUUUGCCAAUGAUACGUGGCGAGGGUGUCUCGAUUCCAGCUCCACUAACGUGGUUUGGGACGAAUUGGUCACUGCCACAGACGCCACUACCGUCGCAGCGACUCCUUCGCCUCGUAUCGGUCAUUCCUUCACCAAAGUGUUCGAAAACAGUACAAUGAUUGGUGCUCUAGUCUUUGGAGGGCUAUCAGAAGCCUACGUAGAGCUAAGUGGACUGCAUUUGGCCUUCAUUUUAAAAGGUUCUUCCUCUUCAGCAGCGUGCACAAACCGAGGACCGAAACUCGUCUGGAGGAUGCUAAAAGCUGGGCCUUUGACAGAUAAUGGCGCAGUUCCAACUGCUCGAGCGUAUCAUGCAGCCAUGACAUCGUCGAAAAUCUUCACGUCCUUGAAACUCAAGUGUGUCAUCCUCCACGGGGGGAAAAGUGCGAUCGAAGGAGUCAUUUUCAACGAACUGUGGAGGUUGUGUCCUUCGGUACCCCACGUGUCGGUACCAGUGGAGAGAAUGAACUAUACAUGGGAGCUACUGACAGAGAUCGGAACUACACCUGGUGCUCGAUACGGGGCCAGUAUCUCUUUCGUAGACGAAGGCAAACUCGCUCUCGCUGGAGGUUCCUACACGUUUCCAAGCGAUUUCCUUAGCGAUACAUGGGAGCUCAACGUCAAUGCCACGCAGUGGAUUCGACUUUCCUUCUCUGAAGACUACACUCCUCCACGCCGAGGCCAUACACUCUCCUUCUUCUCGACAGCUGCGCGGUUGUUUCUCUUCGGGGGUAGAGAUCGCUAUGCUGUCGUCAAGAAGAGGAUGCAAGCUGCUUAUUACGGUGCUCCGUUUUGUGCGGCGGGUCUCAAGAUCACCUUCUGUAUUGCCACGUCCAAGUAUGUCUGUAUCGCGUGUCCUGCUGGUUCCUAUCUGGAAAGCGGUUCCCGUAAGUGUCUUCUGUGUCCACCAGGAACCUUUUCGUCUGCGGGGUCGUCAGAGUGCACGACAUGCCCACCUGGAACCUUCAGUACUGAAAUCGGUAAAGACAGCGAUUCUCCAUGCACUUCGUGUCCUUCAGGGACCUUUUCUCAAGCUAUCGGUGCCGUGUCAAGCGCUGCGUGUAAUUCUUGUAUAGCUGGCACCUUCGCAGUAUCCCCCGGGUCGAUGUCUUGCUCCAGUUGUGCGGCUGGGACAUUUUCGAGUGCCAACGCGUCGACGUGUUCAGUGUGCGCUCGAGGCAAAUGGAGUGGCGUUGGAGCUGGAGGUUGCACUGAUUGUGCUGCUGGCACGUACGCCCCAAGUACAGGAUCGACUGCGUGUUUCUCCUGCCCAAGAGGAUAUUUCAGCAAGACUGGUGACGUCGCCUGUUCGGCCUGUUCGGUCAAUACGUACAGCUCGGCGGUUGGGGCUUCAGCUUCAGAUUGUCACGUGUGUCCCUCGUACGCGUUCACAACUUCCAGUGGACAAAUCUUAUGUAAAAUUUGUUCUCCUGGCUCGUCCUGGACGGGAAGUAUGUGUCAGCUGUGUAGUAAAGGGUACUACACCUCAACCGCUACCAAUGGAGCAUGUCUUGCAUGUCCAAAAGGGUCAUACACGUCAGAUUCUGGCUCUACGCAGUGUCAAAUUUGCCCAACUGGAAUGUUCACAAGCGGCACGGGAGUUACGAACUCGAGCGACUGUCAACUUUGCGCCGCUGGAUCAUUUUUCAAUGGAGUAGCCUGUCAGACUUGCGGUACUGGGACGUAUCCCGAGCCGAGGGGCUUCUGCUCACCUUGUACUCCUGGCAGUUACUACCCCGGCGGAGUAAUGUCUAGUUCUUUAGACACUUCGUUAGGCUGUACUUCCUGUCCGUCGAUGAGUUAUAGCGGACUUGGAGCCACUGGCUGCUCUGUCUGUGGGGACAGAAGUUAUUCCAUGGAGGGAUGGAGGAGCUGCAUCUCCUGCGGCAUAUCUCAGACAUCGUUACCCGGUUGUGUCACUGGUCGCAAUGGUCUCUUGUGCUCUGGGAAGGGAGAUUGCGUCUAUGGAGGGUGCGCCUGUACCUCUGGCUGGGUGGGUGGGGACUGUAGUUUGCCUGUCGACAAUACUGCCAUGACAGGAGCUGCAGCAGUUCUGUUCUUCCCUGAUGCGCCAUUUCAGCUGAUUAACGCGUUGUCAGCAUCAGCACCAAGCGACAUCCAAGUGAAAGUGGCUCGAUCUGGGACCCUCAAUUCUCGACUGCAGGCCAUGAUCACCUGGAGCUCGAGCGAUUUCUCUGCUAGGCCGUCGUCGCUGCCUUUAAUACUCGAUUUUUCUUCGGGCGAAUCUCAAAAGAUCAUCCAGAUAUCCACAACGCAACUCUCACCAAGAAGUGGCUGUCGAUUUUUUACUUUGUCGUUGAAAGACGUCACUGGAGGAGCUAUUAGCGCCGUAUCGUCCGAUUUGGACCGUGUCUUGACUGUAUACCUUGACGACAUAAACGGUGUGUCGGGUGGAGUGACCGGGAGAGCUGUAACCUCAACGUAUUCACGACAGAUCAAUGGCACAGCGAUAGCUGCAGUGGUGUCGGAUCGUCUGGUAUCGACACAGGUAACGCUAUCUCCUCAGACUACGGGAGUGUCACUACGAGACCUCCCAAUGAAUCUGCUGAUAGCAAUCGAUUUUUCCGCUUCUUAUGUGCCUUCUUUCAUCAACUUGCUCCCCGCCAUCGUCGCUCAGCUGCAGAUUGUCUACCGAACUAUACCCGAUGGCGUUCGACUGGGUCUCGUAGAUGGCACUGCCAAGCCAACUGCAGCGUUUUACUCUGAUCUUGUGGACUUCUUCGACGCUGUACAAGCACUCGCUGCAUCAAGCGUCGGAAAUGCGCCAGUAGAUUGGGACUAUGUAGCAGCAGGCUUAGCGGCAAGUUAUCAAUCGUGGCCUUCAACUGACCGUCGACAUCUGCUUAUCAUUGCAGGCGACGCUCUUGUUGGCGACGGAUACGUCACUCUUCCGUCUACAUUGCUGGACCAGUUGCGUUCCCAGAGUGUCUUUGCAUUUAUACUAUCUCAGACACAAGUUACUUUCUCCAAUGGCAGCGACGUGAUCAAGAGUGUGGCGUUCGGUACAUCACCAGCCAUUCCUGUGACACUUCGCCAAGCAUUUGAACAGAAGGAUAGUGCUCUACCCUCGAGCGUGAACCUCCUCAACGACUCAGCUAAACUGGCAUCUUCUGCCCAAGUGAUAGGAUUCUCCAGUGGCUCGAACUCCCUCCCCGUCAUUCGCGUUACUAUGGAGCCUUUUCCACCAACGGCACAACUCCAGGCUGUCACGAUUGGUGUACCGGGUGGGCCGUUGCUAAUCGUUUCAGUAAACGAACCUGGACACGCUUGCUUCCCACCAACACAGACAGCUCCAGUUGACUCGCUCCCGCUGAGUGGAUGGGCUGAUGCGUGGCAUCUCGCAAGCUUAUUCGACAUCAAACGUCUCUGGAAGACUUCUGCGCAACUGGCGAUACGCGAAGACACUUCGCUACUGCGUAAAUCAACCAGCACUGUUCUGUCAGUCUGCGACUCAGUAUCGACGCAGUUUAGCUUAGUGAGAACGUACCCGGGCUCGUUAUUUGCUGCUGGGUUGUCGUUGAUCUCUCGUGGAUACUGGAAGUCUUUUGAUAGCAAGACGGCCUGUGAAAUCCUGCUCACUAUGACUGGUACCAACACGAGUCUAGAGGUCUACAACAAAGUUCCGUUCGCCUCCCGAGUCGUCCCAGGUGAGUGGAACUAUGGCUUCUCGCAGAUCAUUAUUCCCUGGGAGCUGAGCAGUCUGAUUGUUGCUCUAAAAUGCAACACGUCGGCUCCUGGAGAAGUUGUCGAAUGGGCGGCACUUGGACUGCUCCCUGACCCCGACUUCGCCUGCAAGUGUCCUCGUGGCUUCUAUCAGGACUCUCUCUCUGACUCGAACGACGAGGGUAGAGCUUGCAUACGUUGCGCUGCGGGUUCAUACUGCACUGCUGGGAUCAAACGACAGUGUCCGGAUGGCACGUUUUCCUUCGGAAAAGCAGCUUCUUGCGAGGCCUGUCGGGAUGGCUGGAUUUGCACCGACGGACUGGCACGACUUUGUGACCCAGGAACGUACUCAACGCCUUCAUUUACCUGUAAAAUCUGCCCGAGCGGCUACGCGUGUCGAAACGGGAAGAAAUAUGUGUGUCCAGUGGGCACGUUCUCGCUAAGACAAGCUAGUGAGUGUCAGAGUUGUCCUCCAGGCACAAUUUCUCGCUCGGAAGGGUCGUCCACUUGCGAACUCUGCCCACUUGGAUGGACAUCCAACCAUCAGCGUGGCCACUGCGUCUCUUGUCUGCCUGGCGAAGCAACUCUAUACACAGGACAACACCUUUGUUCUUCCUGCGCUGCUUCAGCCUUUCCGAUCCGCAACCAACCUGAGGUGUGUCUCGAAUAG